AUGGCCAUCAACUUGGUCCAAGGUUUCCGCACCAAGCACCACCCGAAACACGCUGCUUCGAUCGGGUUGUACCCGGAUGCCAAGUACUUGGUUAUUCGGAUCCCAGACUCUAGAGCAUUGAUGAUCCUUAGCCGUUCUUUGAUUCUGGCUCUCUGCAUAGUCUCGCUGCCGUGUUUGAAUUCCCUCCUUUCAACCGCAACCACUUUUUCUCCAGAAAUAACUACCUCUGACGUCAUGCGCCCCGUUAAUAUCGGGCUCCUGCCUUUGAUCUUCCGCGACUUGGCCAACGAAGGCCUGUUCAAGAGAGGCACGCAUAAGGCUGUUUUUGUGAGCGGCCGCCGAGACGAAGAGGCUGUCAAGAGAUCAGAGAUCCUCGACGUUAAUGAGAUGGAGCUUAUCGACGCUGAAAAACAAAGCUCAAUCCCUGACAACUCAAUUGACUUCGCCUUCGUCUCUUCCUUCCCCACCGCCUCUAAAUUCCUCGAAAGGACCCUUAAAGUUGGCGGGAUCGUCGCGCUUCAGCUUAGCGACAACCCCGCCAGCGGCUUCAAGAAGCCUGAGAAUUACAAGAUGGUGUACUUGAGGAGGUUCGACGCGACCGUUUUGGCCAUGAGGAAGACCGGAAAGGCAUCCGAAACGACUUCUCCCACCCGGAGACGGCUCUUCGCCGAGGAGGCAAAGAAGGAAGCCUUGAAGAAUCUAGAAGACGUGCUUCUCGAACCCCCAAGAGCCUCGUCCUUGAAAUCGAGAAGGUACUUGAAGCGAACAAGGUAUCUCCCGGAUUUGAUGGGUGACUCUCUCGAGAGCUACCCUCGAAGGGUGUUCAUAGACGUAGGAUUGCCAGAGAAGGAAGGCGGGAGCGGGACGGGCUGGUUCGCGAAGAACUACCCGACCCGGAACAAGAACUUUGAGAUGUACAAGAUUGAGACGGUGACGGAGGAGAGCUCCGGGAAGGAGGUGGUUCAGACCGGGAUGUCGGAGUGGCUGAAGAAGAACGUGAAGGAGGAGGAGUACGUGGUGAUGAAGGCGGAGGCGGAGGUAGUGGAGGAGAUGAUGAACACCAAAGUGAUCAAGUUGGUGGAUGAGCUUUUCUUGGAGUGCAAGCCACAGGGGCAAAAUGGGAAGAAGGGUGAUAAUAAUAGUAAUAGUAAUACUAACUAUGUGAGAAGUCGCAGGGCGUACUGGCAGUGCUUGGCUUUGUACGGACAGCUUCGGGACGAAGGUGUUGCGGUGCAUCAAUGGUGGGGUUAG
Prunus armeniaca (apricot) is the source of this 1251-nucleotide messenger RNA. NCBI's taxonomy places the organism in Eukaryota, Viridiplantae, Streptophyta, Magnoliopsida, Rosales, Rosaceae. The record is from the annotation of a GenBank genome assembly.